GAUUUCUAUAAGCAAGAGUGGACAUCUUGCCCCCGAGUGCCUCACCUGUUCGCUGUACCAGGACAGGUGUCAGUAUAACUCUGCUUACUUCAGCCUGAAUGCCUCUUUCUUCCGUAUGGACUGCUACGGACCAGGGCUUCCGCUGUUUACACUGAUGGACAACAGAGGGCCCGCUAAAGAGAUUCAGGUCCUUGAGGACAAUAAGAAACUGGAAAAAAUACUGACUACAGAGCUUCUGAUGCCGACCAUCAAACGUGCCACAAUGAAAAUCGCAGGAUUCAACCUCUGGUAUCAGAUGAUGUUCCCACCAAAUUUUGACUCCUCCAAAAAGUACCCUCUUUUAAUUCAA
Messenger RNA from Sinocyclocheilus rhinocerous, 349 nucleotides. RefSeq names its product prolyl endopeptidase FAP-like. Gene Ontology annotation, biological process: proteolysis. The annotation marks the transcript as partial. Lineage: Eukaryota; Metazoa; Chordata; Actinopteri; Cypriniformes; Cyprinidae. The transcript is spliced from 4 exons. Gene Ontology annotation, molecular function: dipeptidyl-peptidase activity. Gene Ontology annotation, cellular component: plasma membrane. The record is from RefSeq and is a predicted model, not a curated record.